AUGGGGGACCCCUUGUUUGGCCUGCGCAACUCCUUCCACAUAGGCGCCUUCCAGACCGCAAUCAGCGAGGCCAGCCAGCUCACGGGGCUGAGCGAGGCGGAGAAGAUCGAGCGGGACGUGUUUGUGUAUCGCUCCUACAUCGAGCUGGGCAGCUAUGAGCUCGUCAUGUCGGAGAUCUCGGGGGCCUCGCCCAUGUCGCUGCAAGCGGUCAAGGCCCUGGCUCUCUACAUGAAGGACCAGCGGGAGGCGGCGCUGGAGGCGGCGGCGAGCUGGCUGACCGACCCCGCAGCGGCCAGCAACUCUACUGUGCUGCUGGUGGCGGGCAUGCUGUAUGCGCUGGAGGAGAACUACGUGGAGGCGCUCAAGGCGUGCCACACCGGCGGCAGCCUGGAGAUGAUGGCGCUGUGUGUGCAGGUGUACCUCAAGAUGGACCGAGUGGACCAGGCGGAGAAGCAGGUCAAGGCGAUGUCAGCGGUGGACGACGACGCAACGCUGUCGCAGCUGGCGGCGGCGUGGGUGGGGCUGCACCAGGGCGGGGCCAAGGUGCAGGAGGCCUUCUACAUCUUCCAGGAGCUGGGCGACAAGUUCAGCUGGACGGUGCGGCUGCACAACGGGCUGGCCGCCUGCCAGAUGCGCAUGGGGCGGUGGGAGGAUGCCGAGUCGGAGCUGCUGCAGGCGUUUGAGAAGAAUCCCAAGGACGGCGACACACUGGCCAACCUGGUGGCCGUCUCCCUGCACCUGGGCAAGUCGGCGGCGCGCUACAUGAGCCAGCUGAAGCUGGUGGCGCCCAGCCACGCCAUCGUGCAGCGCACCGAGGAGGGGGAGGCUGCCUUCGACCGCGCUGCCUCUGCCAUCACCGCGUGA
Messenger RNA from Chlorella variabilis, 864 nucleotides. RefSeq lists its product as hypothetical. Gene Ontology annotation, biological process: intra-Golgi vesicle-mediated transport; endoplasmic reticulum to Golgi vesicle-mediated transport; retrograde vesicle-mediated transport, Golgi to endoplasmic reticulum. The record is from RefSeq and is a predicted model, not a curated record. NCBI's taxonomy places the organism in Eukaryota, Viridiplantae, Chlorophyta, Trebouxiophyceae, Chlorellales, Chlorellaceae. The coding region runs from base 1 to 864 and encodes 287 amino acids. The transcript has 6 exons. Gene Ontology annotation, molecular function: protein binding; structural molecule activity. Gene Ontology annotation, cellular component: COPI vesicle coat.